This is a messenger RNA of Hemicordylus capensis (graceful crag lizard), 3679 nucleotides long. It is a transcript of the gene RUFY2, whose product is annotated as RUN and FYVE domain containing 2. The transcript has 18 exons. Gene Ontology annotation, molecular function: metal ion binding. The record is from RefSeq and is a predicted model, not a curated record. Lineage: Eukaryota; Metazoa; Chordata; Lepidosauria; Squamata; Cordylidae. Gene Ontology annotation, cellular component: cytoplasm. The coding region runs from base 118 to 1911 and encodes 597 amino acids.
GGAGGAUGACGGGGGCUGGAGAAGGGCUGCGAAAGGAGGAGGAGGAGGAGGAGGAAAGGCUGGAUCUUCGGCGCUGAGCUGCUCCGGCAGCUGCUGCUCCGCGCUGGCCAUGGGAAAAUGGCUUCGGGUUGGCCGGGCGCAAUCGCAGGUGACCGGGGCGGCUCUCCAGCAGUAAUUUUGGCGGUCCUGAGAGUGCAUCACUCGAGAGCAACUCGUGAUUUUGAACGGAAAUCUGACCACGAAACCCUAUUUCAAAACGAAGACAAUGAGACAGAGGCUGCAAAAGACCCUAUCGCUGUUGAAAGAGCAAAUUUACUGAAUAUGGCAAAAUUAAGUAUCAAAGGACUCAUUGAAUCUGCUCUGAGCUUUGGCCGAACUCUUGAUUCUGACUAUCCACCUCUGCAACAGUUCUUUGUUGUCAUGGAGCACUGUCUGAAACAUGGUCUUAAAGUAAAAAAAUCUUUUCUAAGUUACCAUAAAACAAUCUGGGGCCCACUAGAACUUGUGGAGAAGUUAUACCCAGAAGCUGAGGAGAUCGCUGCUAGUGUUAGAGAUCUACCUGGUCUCAAGACUCCAUUGGGACGGGCUCGGGCCUGGUUGCGAUUGGCACUUAUGCAAAAAAAGAUGGCCGACUAUCUACGAUGUCUCAUCUUUCGGAAGGAUCUCCUCAGUGAAUUUUAUGAAUAUCAUGCAUUGAUGAUGGAAGAAGAAGCAGCAGUUAUUGUUGGGUUGCUCGUUGGGUUAAAUGUAAUAGAUGCAAACCUCUGUGUAAAAGGAGAAGACUUGGAUUCGCAAGUUGGUGUGAUUGAUUUCUCUAUGUAUUUAAAGAAUGAAGAUGCUGCUGAAAACAAAGACAGAAAUGAUCAUAUUGCUGCUAUAUUGGAUCAAAAAAAUUAUGUUGAAGAACUAAACCGGCAACUCAAUAGCACAGUCAGCAGCCUCCAUGCACGCGUUGAUUCGCUAGAGAAGUCAAACACUAAACUAAUUGAAGAGUUAGCAAUAGCCAAAAACAACAUAAUUAAACUUCAAGAAGAAAACCAUCACUUAAGAAGUGAAAAUACACUCAUCUUAAUGAAAACUCAGCAUCAUCUAGAGGUGAACAAAGUGGAUGCUGAAACAGAACUUCAGACAUACAAACACUCCAGACAGAGUCUGGAUGAAAUGUAUAAUGAAGCACAUAGACAGCUUCGAGAAGAAUCACAGUUAAGACAAGAUAUAGAAAAUGAGCUGAUGGUCCAAGUUGGCAUGAAGCAUGAGAUAGAACUUGCAAUGAAGCUGCUGGAGAAAGAUAUACAUGAAAAACAGGACACCCUUAUAAACUUGCGACAACAAUUAGAGGAGGUCAAAGCAAUAAAUGUAGAAAUGUACCAAAAGCUGCAGGUUUCUGAUGAUGCUGUGAAAGAAAAGAAUGAAAUAAUUGGUCGACUGGAGGAUAAAACCACUCAGAUUACGGCAACCAUGAAGCAAUUGGAGCAAAGAUUGCAGCAAGCAGAGAAGGCUCAAAUGGAAGCAGAGAGUGAAGACAGGAGAUUUAAACAAGACUAUAUGAGCCAAUCUGAAAGCCUGCAGAAAGAAAUCACCCUAAAGGAGAAUCAGUUGGGUCAGCUAGAAACAGAUUUGAAAAUAGAAAGAGAAUGGCGAGAAACAAUGGAGGAAGACUUUAAAAAGGAAAAAGAAAAAUCCUCUUCCCUGAAGACAGAGACUCAACAAAUUAUUACUCUUAAAAAAGAGUUCCUAAAAGUACAGGAAAAAAACAAGCAGUUGAAAAACCUAUGCCAUGACCAAGAAGAAGCUCUCCAGGAGUUGGCUGGCAAACUUAGCGAAUCGAAGCUUAAAAUAGAAGAUAUAAAAGAAGCAAACAAAACAUUGCAGACACUCAGAGAUCUGAUAUCCCUUAUUGGCUGCUCCUAAGCAACCACCAACAUCCAAUGAUGAGUUUUUGGAGGAAAGCAAGGGGAUGCAAAGCCAGUUGUUGGUGAAAAGAGAAGAUGUGGUGAUGAUGGUGAAGAUUGUGCUGUGAGAAAUAUUUUUCAUAUAUAAUCUAUUUAAAUUUUGUUUUGAGUGUUUGUGGGAAGGGAAGGUAACUGUAGUGAGUUGGCGUAGGGGGUGAAUUUAAUAUAUUGGGUGCUGGGACAAUAGGUAAUGCCAGGACCUAGUGGGGGAACCAGUUGUGGGAAACUUUACAACGGAAGAAAGGUGGGAUAUAGGUGUGACAAAUUAACAUUGAGGAGCUAAUGGAGAUUUCAGUAUGUACUUGUCUCCAGGGAGAACUUACUUGAAGAUAUUUUCUUUCAACAAGGGGUGUUGUCAUAACCUUUUUUUGUAUGUGUAUCAGAGUCAAACAGUCUUGGGGGGAAAUUGGGCUGGGGACUCAUUUAAAGUUGGUGAUAAAGAGUUUAAGGUUCUGUCUGAUAAACAUCCUGAAACACUGAAAAAGUAAAGAGAUUUGAGGUGCCGUAGAAGUGUUUGCAGGAAAGAAAUACCAGAUGGCGUUUACUAUUUACUUUAAAUAUAUUUUGAUAUGUUUAAUGUCCAGUAACUCAAAAUUUUGAACAGGCUAGACAACUAUUAGAAAUUAUAAAUGAUUCUACCUAAAGUCUGUAUUAGAAUUUUUCAGCUGCUUUUACACCCAAUAAGGACCUUUCCAAAUGGCUUACCAAUGAAAGCACUCUAAAAAUAAUAAAACAUACAACUACUUAAUAAAAUCAAUGUCUGACAUAUUGAUUAACAAAGUGUGAGUGUUCCUAACAUUAAUGAAGCUCUACCCUCUGCACUGAUGUGCUUCCAAAGUGCAGGUACUCUUCUGUUUUUGUGCAAGAGUGCAAAUACUUCAGAGCUUUCCCAUCCUCCAGAAGAGCUCUGCUAGACUGGAAACACAUUAUCCUAAGCAACAUAUUUCUGGUUUACACUUCAUUAGUCAGCAUUUCAGCCAGUGGGUUUAAUCAUGGGGGCUUAUGCAGUCUUAUACAUUUUAGGGGAUCAUAGUAUCAAAACGUUGAGGACCCCUGGCAUAGGGGACGAGACAAAACCCUGAGGGAUAAAGGUCUUUGGGUCAAAAAGCAGUCCUCCAGCAGCACUUUCUGGGACUUUUCCUGCGGAUAGGAUUGCAACCAGCAUAACACUAAACAUCCCAUCCAAGCAAUGCAACCUAGAAGGAUACUGUCUAUGUAUGAUAUCAAAAGUUGCUGUAAGGUCCAUCAGCAGCAACAGGGAUGCACUUCUCCUAUCUAGCUCCUGAUGCACACCAAUCACCAGGGGAAUCAGAGCAAUUUUGUUUUCAAAACCAAGACAGAAAUCAAAUUGACAAAUAUCAAAAUAACUAGCUUCAUCCAAUACCUAGAGAUGUUUGUCACUAUUUGCUUGAGCACUUUGUCCACAAAAUGGUAGGUUAGACACUGGUCAAUCAGCCUUUUUGAAUGGUGGAGCCCAAGAGCUUCUUCAACAACAGCCUAAUCACCAUCAGAGCAGCUAGUACUAUGUCCUCGACCAGAGAAGUAUUUACGGUCCUGUCCAGGAACUCAGCCUGUUGUUGGUUGCCUUAAUCAGAUAGAAAAGGCAAAGUUCAACAGAGGAAGUGGUUGGCUGUACACAUCAGAGCAUCUUCUUCACAUCAUUUGUCUGUGCAAGUUGAGAAGAAUCCAUAACAGGAUGAGGACAAGCCGUUCUUCUUCGUGGUCUC